Brienomyrus brachyistius is the source of this 681-nucleotide messenger RNA. RefSeq names its product fatty acid binding protein 3, muscle and heart (gene fabp3). Gene Ontology annotation, biological process: fatty acid transport. Bases 134 to 532 code for a protein of 132 amino acids. Gene Ontology annotation, cellular component: nucleus; cytosol. NCBI's taxonomy places the organism in Eukaryota, Metazoa, Chordata, Actinopteri, Osteoglossiformes, Mormyridae. The transcript is spliced from 5 exons. The record is from RefSeq and is a predicted model, not a curated record. Gene Ontology annotation, molecular function: fatty acid binding.
UUAAAAGGAACUGAGUAGGCAAAGCAAUCCUGAGAAUAUCUCCGAGGAGGGAAGCGGCUUCGAAGUGACACAGCCGAGAAUUGCCGUGGCUCACUGGUCUGUCCGCACCAACCCAGGCGUUUCGAAAGGCAUCAUGGAGGCUUUCGUAGGCACAUGGAACCUGAAGGAGAGCAAGAAUUUUGACGACUAUAUGAAGACACUGGGUGUGAGCUUCGCCACGCGGCAGGUGGGCAGCAUGACCAAACCCACCACCAUCAUUUCCAUGGACGGUGACACCAUCACCCUGAGGACCCAGAGCACCUUCAAGAACACCGAGAUCAGUUUCAAACUGGGCGAGGAGUUCGACGAGACCACCGCAGAUGACAGGAAAGUGAAGUCUGUGGUGACACUGGACGGAGAUAAGAUGGUGCACAUUCAGAAAUGGGAUGGGAAGGAGACGACCCUGGUGAGGGAGGUCAGCGAGAAGAGCCUGACUCUGACCCUGACGCUGGGUGACGUGGUGUCCACCCGCUCGUACAUAAAGGCCGAAUAGAGGACUGACUUCCUGACUCUCCCCCCUGCCCCCUCCCAGCCCAUCACUACAGGAUCCAGCGUGCUGGUACUGCUAUGGGUAUCCCCCCCCCCCCCCGCCCAUCUUUGUACUGCCUCCUCUGUCUUACACAAUAAAAAAAUCCUCGUGUU